Molecule: messenger RNA, 4552 nt
Organism: Helianthus annuus (common sunflower)
Lineage: Eukaryota; Viridiplantae; Streptophyta; Magnoliopsida; Asterales; Asteraceae
Product: CHD3-type chromatin-remodeling factor PICKLE
Exons: 31
Coding region: 223-4302 (1359 amino acids)
Biological process (GO): chromatin remodeling; negative regulation of transcription by RNA polymerase II
Cellular component (GO): chromatin; nucleus
Molecular function (GO): DNA binding; ATP binding; chromatin binding
Source: RefSeq, a predicted model, not a curated record
AAAGAAAAUCAAAUCAAAACAAAAACAAAAGGUAAACAAAAUCACAAGUUUUUUCAGGCAGAGUUUCCCAAAUUCAUCCACUUUGUACCUGCAGAAGAAGGAAGAUUUCACUUUCAGGCACAGAAACAAGUCAUCAUCAGAAUUUUACUUUCUUCUGUGUACUGAAACCCUAAAUCUCCUUCGUCACGUGAAUUUGAAGUUGAUCGUUGUUGUUUUUGAGAGAUGAGUAGUUUAGCUGAGAGGCUCCGUGUUAGAUCGGAUUCAAGGCCCCGCUAUAGUAUGGAUGAAUCUGAUGACGAAUCAGACCUGCUUGGUAAAUCCAAAACAUCAGAACAGUUUCAAAGAAUUGUCAGAGAUGAUGCGGUAGAGGAUUCAUGUCAGGCGUGUGGUGAAUCUGGGAAUCUGCUUGUUUGUGAAACAUGCACGUAUGAGUACCACCCUAAAUGUUUAUUACCACCUCUCAAAGCUCCAUUUCCUACCACUUGGAGAUGUCCAAAAUGCGUUAAUCCUCUGAACGAUAUAGAAAAGAUUUUGGACUGUGAAAUGAGACCGACAGUUGCUGAUGAAAGUGAUGCUUCGAAACUUGGUUCAAAGCAAAUAUUUGUGAAACAAUAUCUGGUUAAGUGGAAAGGAUUAUCUUAUCUACAUUGCACAUGGGUACCGGAAAAAGAGUUUAUAAAAGCGUACAAGGAGUUGCCUCGUUUAAGGAUGAAAGUAAACAAUUUCCGCAAGCAAAUGCCUGUGGGCAACAAUUCCGAAGAUGAUUUUGUCCCAAUUAGACCUGAAUAUACGAUGGUUGAUCGGAUUCUUGCUUGCAGGCAAGAAGAGGAUGAGGAAAAGGAAUAUUUCGUAAAAUAUGUGGGACUUAGUUAUGAUGAAUGUUAUUGGGAAUCGGAAUCGGAUAUCUCAUCAUUUCAGCAACAAAUUGAGAAUUUCAACAGGUUGCAGUCUAGAUAUCGGAAACUAAGGAAGCAAAAAGGCAACAAUCGCGAUGCACUUGACUCGAAAAAGAAAAAAGAUUUUUUGCAUUUUGAAAAAAGUCCUGAGUUUCUUCCUGGAGGUGAGCUCCACCCAUACCAGCUUGAAGGGUUGAAUUUCUUGCGUUUCUCAUGGUCUAAACAAACACAUGUGAUUCUUGCAGACGAAAUGGGUCUUGGAAAAACGAUACAAAGUAUUGCUUUUUUGGCAUCUUUAUAUGAAGAGAAUAUCUCCCCACAUUUAGUAGUAGCACCACUUUCUACUUUGAGAAACUGGGAACGUGAAUUUGCCACAUGGGCACCUCAUAUGAAUGUUGUUAUGUAUGUUGGAACGGCCGCAGCGCGUUCUGUCAUAAGAGAACAUGAAUUUUAUUUCCCAAGGUCUCAUAAGAAAGACAAGAAAAAGAAACACGGGACUAGUGAAAAUAAGCAAGAAAGAAUAAAGUUUGACGUGUUAUUGACAUCUUACGAAAUGAUUAACAUAGAUAACGGGUCAUUGAAGGCAAUACGUUGGGAGACCAUGAUAGUGGACGAAGGUCAUCGCCUUAAAAAUAAAGAUUCAAAGUUGUUUUCUGCGUUAAAGCAGUUCAACACUCGACAUCGUACAUUAUUGACUGGAACCCCUCUUCAGAACAACUUGGAUGAGCUUUUCAUGCUUAUGCACUUUCUUGAUGCUGGAAAGUUUGCAAGUUUGGAGGAGUUUCAGGAAGAGUUCAAGGAUAUCAAUCAAGAAGAGCAGGUUUCAAGGCUACAUAAGAUGUUGGCCCCACAUCUUUUAAGAAGAGUUAAGAAAGAUGUGAUGAAGAAGUUACCACCUAAAAAGGAGCUAAUUUUACGUGUGGAAUUAAGUAGCAAGCAGAAAGAGUAUUAUAAGGCAAUUCUAACGCGUAAUUAUCAGUUAUUAACUCGCCGAGGAGGAGCUCAGAUUUCGCUUAUUAAUGUGGUUAUGGAACUGCGUAAGCUUUGUUGUCACCCUUUCAUGCUGGAGGGAGUUGAACCAGAAGACACCAACGAGUUCUACAAACAACUAUUGGAAGCUUCCGGAAAAUUGCAGCUUUUGGACAAAAUGAUGGUGAAGCUGAAAGAGCAAGGACAUAGAGUUUUAAUAUAUACACAGUUUCAGCACAUGUUGGAUUUGUUAGAAGAUUAUUGCAAUUACAAGAAAUGGCUGUAUGAACGGAUUGAUGGAAAAGUUAGUGGUGGUGAAAGACAAGUUCGAAUCGAUAGAUUCAAUGCUGCGGGUUCUUCUAGAUUUUGCUUCUUAUUGUCUACUAGAGCUGGUGGUCUUGGUAUAAACCUAGCGACUGCAGACACGGUUAUUAUUUAUGACAGUGAUUGGAAUCCACAUGCUGAUUUACAAGCUAUGGCCCGUGCUCAUCGUCUCGGACAGAAAAACAAGGUGAUGAUAUUUAGACUGAUAACUAGAGGAACAAUCGAAGAAAGAAUGAUGGAGAUGACGAAAAAGAAGAUGGUUUUAGAGCAUUUGGUUGUUGGCAAGCUUAAAAAUCAAAACAUCAACCAGGAAGAGCUGGAUGACAUCAUAAGAUACGGUUCAAAGGAAUUGUUUGCUGAUGAGAACGAUGAGGCGAUGAAAUCAAGGCAAAUUCAUUAUGAUGAUGCUGCAAUAGAUAGAUUGCUUAACCGUGAUUACACGGAAGAAGAAAAUGCUGCAAUGGAUGAUGCAGAAGAAGAUGGCUUUUUGAAAGCGUUUAAGGUGGCGAUUUUUGAGUAUAUUGACGAGACGGAGUCAAAAGUGGAAGAAGAAAUAGAAGAGCCAUUGGCAGAGAACAAAAACGCAGCGAAUAAUAUAGAACGAUCGAGUUAUUGGGAGGACUUGCUAAAAGAUAGAUAUGAAGUGCACAAAAUCGAAGAAUUUAAUUCUAUGGGAAAGGGAAAAAGAAGCCGUAAGCAGAUGGUGUCUGUUGAAGAUGAUGAUCUAGCUGGAUUGGAAGAUGUAAGCUCUGAUGCUGAUGAUAAUUACGAAGCGGAAUUAUCCGAUGAGGAUAAUUCAACAGGAAUAGCACCUGCUAGAAAGCCUUACAGAAAGAAAACACGUGUUGAUAAUGCUGAGCAACUUCCGCUUAUGGAAGGUGAAGGGAGAGCCUUCAGAGUACUCGGAUUUAACCAAAGUCAACGGGCCCAAUUUGUUCAAAUCUUGAUGAGAUUUGGGGUUGGAGACUUCGAUUGGGCAGAAUUUACUUCACGCUUGAAGCAAAAAAGUUAUGAAGAAAUUAAAGUUUAUGGAACUCUGUUCCUGUCACACAUUUCAGAAGAUAUUACCGAUGCCGCAACGUUUUCAGACGGUGUUCCAAAAGAAGGGCUAAGAAUUGAGGACGUACUUGUCAGAAUUGCAGUCUUGCUUCUUGUAAGAGAUAAAGUGAAAUCUUCUUCAGAGAAUCCAUCUGCUCCGCUAUUUACGGAUGACAUCAUAUAUCGGUAUCCGGGAUUAAGAGGAUUGAAACACUGGAAGGAUGAACACGAUCGAACCCUACUCCGUGCUGUGUUAAAGCACGGUUAUGGAAGAUGGCAAGCUAUUGUUGAUGACAAGGACUUGCGGAUUCCGGAAGUGAUCUGUCAAGAGUUGCAUCUUCCCACUGCAAAUCUCAGUGUUCCCGGAGCGGCCGCGCCCCCUGCUGGCGGAAGUCUUGACGGUCAAACUGUGGCUCCUGGUGGUCAACCACAAGAUUCUGCUGCUUCAAAUAACGCAUUGUAUCACUUCCGAGAAAUGCAAAGAAGAGUGGUCGAGUUUGUCAAAAAACGGGUCCAACUUCUCGAAAAAGGACUUAAUGCAGAAUACCAAAAAGAAUUCUACGGUGAUGAAAAACCUAACGGGAUUCGAAGUGAUGAUAUGGAGACUGAACAAAAGGUUGUAGACAGACCGACUGCAAGUCAAAACGGAACUUUGUCCCAGUUGACCAGUCAAUUGCCUCAAAUCGAAGUUAUCUCUGCAGAAGAAAUAUCGGCAGCUGCUUGUGAUGAUAAACCGGAUCGUUUGGCGAUGCCCCGCCUUUAUAACGAGAUGUGCACGGUGGUAGGGGAAAAUGCUGCUGAUGCGGUAGAGACAUAUUUGGCGAAGAAGCCUACUGCAGAUUUAAAGCUUAAAAAGAAUCUUCAACCACUAGUAGCAAUACAUGAAAAAAUCACCAAAAUCGUCUCUCCCGUGACUGAAAGUGAGAAGAGUAACGGUGAUGUGGCAAGUUCAAGUCCACAUCAGCAUGAAUCAGGUCCAGUCAACGGGGCUGCAAAUGCUGACGUGGCGAUGGAAGACGCUGAUGGUCAUCAAGAUAAGUCUAGUGACGAACCUGGUGUCAUUGUUUUGGAGUAGUACGUCACGUGUUGACUUUUCAGAGUUGACUUUUAUUCAUACUAAAGUGGGGUUAAAUCUUUAUCCCAUUACUAUAGUUUUACUAAUCAAAGUUUGUGGGAGUUAGGUGCUAAAGUUUGUGUAAGUUAAGGAGACACCAAUGUCGUUAGUUUGAUAGUGGACUUUGCUUUUGACUAUAGGAACUAAACUUUUUUGGGUUCUAUUAUAAUGGAGUUGAUUAUAUAAACAUACAAGUCUCAAGUUGAGAUUU